CCCGUGGGGGCGGGGCAAACGCAAAACUUGCGAAAACUUUAUUGAAAACUAUUUAAUUUAAGUGUAAUAUAAUAAGACGUUUAUCAUGGUUAACAUUGAGGACACAUUUCCAGUUGUUUUUAGUGAAACUCUGUGUUGAAACAGACAUAUUUAUCAGGAGUCUGAAGGAUAAUGACCGGUGUUUACAACAAGGUUGGAGUUGCUGGUGGUUCCGAUCAUGGAACAGGUGGAGAAGUGAGGCAGGGCGGUGUUUUGGGGGCGGUGCUGACGUUCCUGUCGGUGCUCUUCAUCCUCCUCACCUUCCCCUUGACAGCGUGGAGCUGUGUUCAGGUUAUCCUGGAGUAUGAGAGGGCUGUCAUCUUCAGACUGGGCCGGGUCGUUAAAGGACCAGCGAAAGGACCUGGUUUAAUCUGGUUCAUUCCCUGGUUGGACGACGUUCAGAAGGUUGACCUUCGAACUUUCUCUGCCUACCUCUGCCCUCAACAGGUUCUAACAGCAGACAGCGUCCCGUUACUGGUGGACGCGGUGGUGUUUUACCGCGUGGUGGAUCCCACCCUGUGGUUCACCCGGGUGCAGAAUGGCUGUGACGCCACACACUUGCUGGUUCAGGCGAGCCUCAGGGCGGCGCUGGGCGCUCACACGCUGACAGACCUGCUGACGCAGCGGCCCCGCAUAGCCACGAGAAUGGAGGAGGCGCUGCACACCAGCUCCAGGCCGUGGGGCGUUCAGGUGCAGCGAGUGGAGCUCAGAGAUCUGAGGCUUCCCAACAGCCUGCAGCGCUGCCUGGCCUCAGAGGCCGAGGCUGAGAGGACGGCCCGGGCGAUGAUGAUCGUGGCUGAAGGGGAAGUGAAGGCAUCUCGUACUUUAAGGGUGGCGGCGUCCGAACUGUCGCCGGUGGCUCUGCACCUCAGAUACCUGCAGACGCUGGCGUCUGUGGACAGCGGCGCCUCCAUCGUGGUCUGGAUCGUCCCCACAGAGAUCCAGUAAAACCAAGACGCAGCAGAUACCGCUGAGUUAUCCGACCCAGAGAGACAAGAGUUGCUGCUAAACAGAACCAGACCAAUCUGAGCUCUCAGGACGUCCGUCUGUCUGCUCAGAUGUUUUUUAAAUUAUCACAUUUUCAUAUUUAAUAAAACCAGAAGUGUUUGCAAAUUA
This is a messenger RNA of Poecilia latipinna (sailfin molly), 1155 nucleotides long. Its product is annotated as erythrocyte band 7 integral membrane protein-like. The transcript is spliced from 7 exons. The record is from RefSeq and is a predicted model, not a curated record. The coding region runs from base 172 to 987 and encodes 271 amino acids. Gene Ontology annotation, cellular component: plasma membrane. Lineage: Eukaryota; Metazoa; Chordata; Actinopteri; Cyprinodontiformes; Poeciliidae.